Molecule: messenger RNA, 5509 nt
Organism: Cylas formicarius (sweet potato weevil)
Lineage: Eukaryota; Metazoa; Arthropoda; Insecta; Coleoptera; Brentidae
Product: titin-like
Exons: 21
Coding region: 129-5405 (1758 amino acids)
Source: RefSeq, a predicted model, not a curated record
GUUUCGAAAACACCGCUGUCAAUCUCAACUUCAAAUUUUCCGUUACUUCAAUGCGUCCGCGGCCCAUGGAGCCCCGUUUAAAUUCUUGAACGUGGCCCCGUCAGAUGCGAAAUUUCCCGUGAAUUGUUAUGGAAGAAGGUCCGAAAGGCGACAUCGAUUUUUACACGAAGAUUGCCAGACCGCUGGUACUCAACUUACCCCGACCCGAAGAUCGAAUUUUGGCCGCCGGAUGGAUAAAAAAGUUCCGCGAGGAAAAUGCCGGGUCGGAAAAGCUGCGUACAGACUACCUCAAGCUGCUCCUGUUCUGCGUGCAGAGGAGGAGGCUGGUGGGCAUGUUUGCCGAGGACCCGGCCAAAUUCAUCGUUCUCGAAGAGCUACCGUCCGAGUUAAACCUCAACGAUCUCGCCAAAGACUUGAUUGAACAGGAACAGAUCGAGAGGCGCGAAAAAAUUCGUCGCCAUCUUGUCGGCGACGUCGAAGUCUCUCCCCCUUACUUCACCGACUGCUCGACGGAUCUCACCGAAUACGUAGCAGCGCAGGACAUCCCGGAUUUCGGGGUGCACGCGUAUUACGCAGUCUCCAUGGAGCCGGUCACCAAAUGGCACCGUUCCGAGAGGGUGGUACUUCCGAGAGGCGUCAAGAGUACCGUCGACGCGAUCUUAGAGGACGUCGCAGCACCGCCAGCGAGCGCGUCGGAGCCUUCGUGCGCGUGCUCGCCGAAAGAACCCGGUGAUGACGCGGAACCUGUCGAGGAUUGCAGGAAAAAGGAGAAACCGACGCGGCGGGAGAAAAGAAAGGCGGCACCCAAAAGGUUCGGUCAGUAUCCGCCUACCGCGCCUAUGGGCGUCGUUAGGGGGGAGGAAGAGCGCCUGGCUCCGACGUGGGGCACCAAUUUGGUCGAGGUCAGGGAACCUGUGGGCGAACAUACCACGGAGGUAGACGAAUUAUCGUUCUUUGAAGACGAGCCCGUCGAAGUGGACGAAAUGGACGUGAGUGUCAAGGCGGGCGACAUGAGCAGGAUGAUCGACGAGUGGAGAGAGGGCACUAUCUCCCAGAAGCGACGAAAAAUUCCGACGCCACGUACGGGAGCGAGCGUUAGACAUAGAGCGACGUCUCCGGCGCUGACUGGAAUACCAGUAACUACCCCCAGACCCGCUCCCAGUCCUAGACGCUCGCCCUUGUCGCAAAAAUUAUAUGCCGAAGAAGGGGACGAAGUGCGGACACCCAAAGCUGGCACACCUCAGAGAAAGCUGCGUGAACGCGACGAGACGAUCGCGCAGACGCAGGCAAAAAUUCUAGAGGUGAGCCAGGUGUUUGAGCAAGCGCAGGAGGCAGUGGGGGAGCGCGAGCGCACGCUGCUAGCGGACGAUGCGGAAUUCCUUCAGCUGGAGCAAGAUUUCGAGCAGGUAGAGGACGUGGUGGAGGACCGCGAUCAGAGCAUGGUGGUUUUUGAUAAAUCCCCCAUGGCUUCGGCAGCGGCCGCCGAAAUCAGAGAAAAGGCGGAAGAGCAGAGAUUGCGGUUGCUUCAGGGGAGUUCACCGGCUGCUAGGGAAAUUCUGGAGGAGGCCCGCAUGGAUCUCGCAGAAGUGGAUCGGUACUUGGUGGAAGAUGCUCCGACGACCCCGCCGGCUCAAUAUUCCGAAUAUCGACCAACCGAUUACUAUUCUCCUUCGGAGAAAGGAGCAACCCAAGAACACCCCACGAUGUUUGGCGAAGACGCGGACGACCUCGACGAUAGCUUCAGACGUUUCGAGAGGCAGUACGCCGACGUCGGGGACAUUUGGGACACAUCGCCGACAUGCUCGCCGUACUGCGGCGCCGCGUCCCCCGAACCCCUCUCCGAGUCAGCCGAGUUUGAACUACUGGAGCAGUUGAUGAGGGAGGACAGUCCGACGUACCAGCUAGCGCAGAGGGGACCGCGCCCGCCUCCCCCAACGGGACCGACCCCUGCCGAGCUCGCGGCGGCUGAAUGGGAACGCCGUCUCUUUCGAUCCCCCGAACCGCCCAGAACGCCCCCGCAGCAACUGCCCGCCUACAGACCGGCCGAUUGGGUAACGCCGAGGGCCACGCCCCCUUAUCAACUCCCCGCCACUAGGCCGGAAGGUUACGUCACGCCCAUUUACGCUGAGGAGGCGCCGCCCGAGUUGUUCGAAUUUGAAGACGCGCUUUCGCCGGAAAGGACGCCCCGCCCCUCCCCUUUCGCUAGCCCCAAGACCCCGCCCCCGUACUUUACCGCGCCGCUGGAGAAAGAGGAGGAGCAACGUUGGCAACAAUGGACAGAACGGCUCGAGGAACUGGAUCCGUUGGAGGCGGAGAUGGCGGAUUUGAUACCGGAACUGCGACCCGAGGAGUUGUACUACCCGCCAGAGGCGUACGACGUUGAAACUCCUGAGCAGUUGCCCACCUGGGAGGAGCUCGAGCAGUGGGAGAUCCCGCCUUCUUUUCGGGAACCCGUAAGGCGCGACCAUUCCCGUUUAUUGGACUGGGAAGGCGGCGGACAUAUUCUUUACAGGCAUUCGGGACAAGUGGUGGACCAGUUGCCCGAUGUGGACGAACAAGUGGAGGAGUUCGCGGACUAUCCGGACUUGGCCUACAGUUUGGAUCCCCAGCUGAAACUCCCGGUUCUGACGCCGCCUCCGAGGCGGGAAAGGCAAUGGCCCGAAGAGGAUUACCUUUUGCCUCGAAUGACGUCACCGUACGUGAAACGUACGCGAGCUCCGCUCGAGUGGCCGCAGCCCAGGUACAUGACGACUGAGGAUUAUCUGCGGGAGAUCCAGAAGCAGAAGGAGGAACGGUACAAGCUGAAACCGCCGGUGUCGUUGUCACCCAAACUUACUCCCGCGCAAAUGGACAAGGAAUUUAUGGCGAUCGCCCAAGAGGAGGCGGGCUUAGAUGAUACUCCCCCCGAAGAGUUGUACCAAGUGGAACUGGAUGAAGAGAGACAGGCGUUGAUCGACUACUCCUUGGAACUGAUAGGCGAGAGGCCGCCGUCGGGGAAGCCUCCGCCCCGGCUGCCCCUUUUCGCACGCAUGUCACCUCCGAGCACGGGAACGACCCCGGAAAGACCAAGCCCCCGGGUACCGAGGACUCCGCCCCCGAGGGAACCGCGGGAGGCCGAGCCUUGCGGCACGUGCGGACCGUGCGGACCUCCAGCAGAGCGACCGAGGCGGAAGCCGGAAAAGAAACUGCCGAAGCUGCGCGAGACCAAGGCUUCGAAGCUGAAAAAACAGCAGCUGGAGAGGGAGGUUCGGUUGUCUCCGAUGAGUCGAAUGCUGGCGGCCAGGCGCGCAAAGGAGGAAGAGGCCCGAGCGAAGAAGCGGGUGGCGGCGCCCCCGCCCACCAGACUGGCUCGAAUGCCGCCACUCGCCACGCGCAUGAGACCGCCCGAUUAUCGCCCCGCCCUCGGCGACGGUCUCGCGCCCGAGAGGUCCGCCGCCAGGCCACCCGUCUACCGUCCCGAGGUGGACCGCGACAGGAUCAAGGGGGAGCGGAUUUUCGAACGGGCGGCCAUAUCCCGCCUCCGAGCGCCGACGCAGAUCAGACCGCCUUCGGGAAUUCCCAGAGCGGCGCCACCCAGUGGCAUCCGCCCUCCCAGCGGGUUGAGACCGCCCACUCAAAUUAGACCACCGGGAGUGCGUCCGCCUUCCGGGCUAAGAAAGCCUUCCGGGCUGAGACCGCCUUCCGGGCUGAGGCCGCUUUCCGGGCUGAGACCGCCUUCCGGGCUGAGACCGCCUUCCGUCCGUGCACCCCAACCGCCUAGCGGCCUGAGACCGCCCACAGUCCGUCCGCCGGCAGCGCCGAGUCGUUUGAGACCGCCCACCGUUCGCGCCCCUGUCACUCCUAGCGGCCUACGUCCGCCGAGCGUGCGUCCGCCUCAAGCGCCUAGCCUUCUGAGACCGCCCACCGUGUCCCGGCUCAGACCUCCCGUGAAAAGGGCAAAGCCGCUGGACCUGUACUUCCCGGAGGGCGUGGACGAUGUUUCUUACGCACCACCAUCCAUACGCGAGAUCAGGGAGCACCAAGUGCCGGGGUGGUUCAUGGAUCCGAAACGUCCGAAGAUGAGGCCCGUCAUUAUCGGCCAGGACAAGAGCGGACCCGUCAAGUACCGCCUCCAGAGGUGGUCGCAUCCUCCGGAUCUCCUUGAUGUGGAAGAACUCGAUGAACCUCCGAUGACCCCGCCCAGGCAGUACCCGAUGGAGAGGCCCUACGAUUACGUCAGUCCGGUGGCGGGACCGUGCGGACCGUGCGCCCCCGGAGCCGUCGACUACGACCCCGAGAUUCUGAUGGAGCUGGGCCUCACCCAAGAAGACCUAAAGGCGUUCGACCAACCUUGGUUGGAGGAGGAGGACUUAGAUAUGGCCGAUUUUGACGUCGACGAAGACGUGGCCACAUUGGAAAAGAGCUUCGAACGCAUGGGCAAACAGCACGCGGAAUUUGACGCCAUGCUCAGAAAACUUGAAGAGGAAUGCGCGGAGGACACUGCAGCGUACGGGGACGCAGCCCCUGUUAUCUCCAGGACGUCUCCGCCCGGGUCCCCACAUUGGACUCCGCCGGGGGUAGCGGGACCCUCGAGGAGGUACUCACCGAUGUACACGCCCAUGGGCAAAGUUGGUCCGUCCAAAAAAGUUUACUUGGACCCGUCCCUGAGCCCGCCUCCGACGCCCUACCGCACCCCUAGGUACGCACCCGCCAAGCGUAUACCGAAACGGGGGAAGCAACCGACGGAAACGAUGCCGCCCCCCGACUUGACGGGUCACCACGUGCACCUUUCCCCCGACAGGGGCCGCCCCCGUACUGCGUCACCACAGAGGAUGUACGACCAGGACGAUAUGGCUGACUUAGAACGACAGGUAAUUGAACGCGAGCGCGAAGACCGGGAGGAAUACGAACGUAUGAUGGCGGAAGAAAGAGGGGAAGAUAUUAGCGGACAGGCUCCGCCGUGGGCAGAGUUCGAGCCUGGUUCGUGCUCGGGACCUUGUGGCGGCGAUUUGUCUCCAGAAUUUUUAAAACUGGCCCAAACUGGAGUCGAUUUAGAUCAGUACGAACUGCCCCAAUACGAUAGCCCCUCCAAGUGGAAAAAAGAGACGACAAAGAGGGUGCCACCGAGAACUUUGCGAGUGCCCACCGGUUACCAGGAACGACCGCGACAAUUGAUGGGUCCGUCGCGACCGGCAACAGAACGGUUGCCGCGUUCCCAACUACCACAGGCCCAGCCUCAGCUGAGAUUACAAAACUCGUCUUCUCAGAUUAAUCAGACGGUCUCCUCUCGAACUAGAAUUGGGACCAGUAGGACGGAACUAACGAUUCAACCUUGCGUAGGGGGCCAGACAUCGCAACGUCAAGCACCAGACCGCGUCGUCCGAAAGACCUCGUCGAAGAAGAAAAUCAUAACUCGAGGUCCUUAAUAUGUAAAUUGUGUUCUGACUGGUAAUAAAAAACCACACAAACCGUAUGUUUUGUUACUAACUUGUGGCCGAUUGCGUAGCGAUAUUAUAGUUUCUCAUAUAUA